AUGAACUUGGAGGGGGUAGGCAACGAGGUGAGGUGUCGCGCCUUCCCGGUCACUUUGGCAGGACCUGCAAUACGGUGGUUCAACAGCCUCCCUCAGUGUUCCGUUGCCAAAUUUUCGGAUAUUAGCUGCACUUUCUUGGCCCAAUUUACCACCCGCAUUGCAGAGGCGAAACAUCCAAUCAACCUACUUGGGGUGACACAGAAGUCAGGAGAGCCGACCAGAAAAUACCUAGACAGGUUCAACGACGAAUUUUUGGAGAUUGACGGCCUAACCGAUUCAGUGGCCAGUCUUUGCUUGACGAAUGGACUUCUGAAUGAGGAUUUCAGGAAGCAUCUCACCACGAAGCCAGUGUGGACAAUGCAAGAAAUUCAAAGCGUGGCAAGGGAAUAUAUCAACGAUGAAGAAGUCGGUCAAGUGGUGGCUGCCAACAAGCGGCAGCUGCCUACAAUCAACCUCGGCAGCACAGCGGCAGGGAAAGGCUGA
This is a messenger RNA of Arachis stenosperma, 483 nucleotides long. RefSeq lists its product as uncharacterized. The record is from RefSeq and is a predicted model, not a curated record. The transcript has a single exon. Bases 1 to 483 code for a protein of 160 amino acids. Lineage: Eukaryota; Viridiplantae; Streptophyta; Magnoliopsida; Fabales; Fabaceae.